AUGUCCUACCAAGCAUACCUCAACACUGGAGGGGUGCCCAAGGGCAAGCCAGGCUUCCAGGCUGACGUGAUCUUCGAGCCCGAGUUGUCCCGCAUCAUCCCGUACCUGCUUUUAGUCAGCGUCAUCGGGAUCUUCACGCUGACCUCACUCAGGAAGCUCAUGAUCCUGGACUGGAAGGUGUGCAAGGGAGGGAUAAGGGGGGGGGGGUGCUGGACGCAGACUGCCUAA
This is a messenger RNA of Monoraphidium neglectum, 228 nucleotides long. RefSeq lists its product as hypothetical. The record is from RefSeq and is a predicted model, not a curated record. Bases 1 to 228 code for a protein of 75 amino acids. NCBI's taxonomy places the organism in Eukaryota, Viridiplantae, Chlorophyta, Chlorophyceae, Sphaeropleales, Selenastraceae. The transcript is spliced from 2 exons.